AUGUGGCUGCGCGCGGUUGUGCUCGCCCUGCUGCUACAGCUUGUGAGGCCACAAGAUGCAGAGGAGACAACAGUUGCACCCAGAUCGUUUACCGUGGAUUACGAGAACAACACUUUUCUUCUGGAUGGAGAACCCUUCCGCUACGUAGCUGGCUCCUUACACUACUUUCGUCUGCCUCACCCUCUAUGGCGAGAUCGACUAAGAAAGUUGCGAGCUGCUGGUCUCAACGUAGUUUCAACGUACGUUGAGUGGAGUCAACAUGCUCCGGAACCUGGGGAAUACAUUUUCAGUGGAGAUCUUGAUCUUUUACAUUUCAUUGACAUUGCACAAGAAGAGGGACUGUUAGUGAUUCUCCGAGUUGGACCUUAUAUUUGUGCAGAAAGAGAUAUGGGUGGUCUACCAUACUGGUUGCUUACCCUCAAUCCAGAUAUCAGGCUGCGUACUAGUGAUCAAAGUUUCCUAAAUUAUGUGGAUGGUUGGUUAAGCUACCUGUUGCCACUGAUAGCUCCAAAGUUCUAUGGCAAUGGAGGACCUGUUAUAAUGGUCCAGGUUGAAAAUGAGUAUGGUAGUUAUCCAGCAUGUGAUUUUACUUACACUAGCUGGCUGAGAGAUAAAUUCAAACAGUAUGUUAGAAAUGAUGCACUAUUGUUUACAACAGAUGGAAGUUCAGACAUCAUGCUGCGAUGUGGAAAAAUACAAGAUGUGUAUGCAACUGUUGACUUCGGUGUAGGUUCAAAUGUGGCAUCUUCAUUCAGUGCUAUGAGGCGUCAUGAACCACAAGGACCUCUAGUUAACUCAGAGUUCUAUCCUGGUUGGUUGUCUCAUUGGGGAGAAAGAUACCAAAGAGUAAACACAGGUGCAAUUGUGACACGUCUAGAGGAAAUGCUUGAGAUGAAUGCUUCAGUUAACUUUUACGUCUUCUUUGGUGGCACAAAUUUUGGAUUCACCUCAGGUGCAAAUUAUAAUGAUAGAUAUGAGCCACAGCUGACUUCAUAUGAUUAUAAUGCACCACUAAAUGAAGCAGGGGAUCCAACUCCAAAAUAUUUUGCCAUACGAGAAAUGAUAGGACAGUAUUUACCUCUGCCAGAUAUUCCAUUACCAGUUCCUUCAGAAAAGGGGGAUUAUGGUACUGUGACUCUGUAUCCAGUUGCUGCCUUAUUGAGUGAUCUGUUACGGGAAACACUUGGAAAAAAGUACAAAUCAUCAUUGUAUCCUAAGACAUUUGAGCAAUUAGGGCAAAACAGUGGCUUCAUAUUAUAUGAAACAAUAAUUCCAGAUGAUUUAAGUGAUCCUGCACUGCUUGAUGUACCAGGAGUGAGAGACAGAGCAAUUGUUCUCAUUGACAGGAUGUUUGUCACAAUUCUCAGUCGUGCUCAAGGGAUAACCUCAGCAGCAUUAUUAGCCAGACCUCGUAGCACACUACAGCUGCUUGUAGAAAAUCAGGGAAGAAUCAAUUAUGGGUCAGAAAUGAAAGAUUUUAAGGGGUUGGUGUCAAAUGUCACUUUAAGUGGAUACCUUCUUACCAACUGGAAUAUCACUGGAUUUCCUCUCAGUAAUAUAUCAGCUGUUCAACAGUUAGAUGCAGCAACAGAGGUGUCUUCAGAACCUUAUUUUUAUAGAGGUUACUUCACAAUUCCAUCAAAUGAUACAGUACCAAAAGACACUUUCCUGGAUGUUUCUGGCUGGCACAAGGGUGUAGCAUUUGUCAACGGCAACAAUUUGGGUCGCUAUUGGCCCAUUGAAGGUUCUCAAGUCACUCUGUAUGUACCUGCCAUAUUUCUUCAGCCAUAUCCUAAAACAAAUGAAAUUAUUUUAUUUGAGCUGGAGCUACCCUCACAAAGUAAGCAAGUCAAGUUUACAAAGGAGCCAUAUCUUAAUAAAGAACCACCUAAACAAGGAAAAGUAACUCCUUGUCAUUGAUGUAACUUGGUGAAAUUAUUAGGUUUCCUCUUGACUGUUGACAAUGAAUGACAUUAAACUGUAUCAAUCUUGAUAAAUUAUAUAGGACUGGUAACUGAGAAGGUAUUUAAUUGUAACAAGUGAAUGUGGUCACUGAUAAGACUUUUGUUAUAAAUAUGUUACACUUACAUAAUAUUUCAUGUAAAUGAUUCUCUAUCAGUAACACCACAGCUAACAUCAGUACAUUAUGUUUGCAAAGUUAUUUUAUCCAUGUUGGAUGUAGUGAACACUGUGGCCAUUCAAGACAGUUAGUGAAUGAUGUGUGCAGCCACAAAUACUUUUUAAUGUUUUAUUUUAGUGCUAUUACCAGUUACAGUCUACCAAGCACACCUUCAGAUGGCUAAUAUUUUCAGUUACAUAAAUGUUCUGCUCCAUGGCAUGUCAUCUGCUCCUACACUACACAAGAAUAUUUGAAUACUGUAUAGGUAGUUUCAUUAAUAUGAACAUGCUUAAGUGGUUGCAUUUCUUGAGAUAUAAUGUAAAAUAGUUUUAUUCACUUACAUAAAUUCCAGUAGAUAGUGAUUUGUUUUGUUGGGGUAAGAGUGGUUUUCCAGGUCAAUCUCUUUGUUGUUCAAUUAGAAACAGAACACACAUUGCAAAUAAAUGGCUGUGGCAUGCUUCAUAAUAUUCUUAAUGUCAGUGCUAAGCAUCACACAUGUUAUACACUUGAUGUUUCUGUUUACAACGCAAAGGUUAUCAUUAAGCAAAGAUACAAAGAUAGCAUUCAUUUUCAGUUGACCAAGGAUAUAAACAGAGGCAAUAUGAUGUGGGAUGCGCAAAGUGCACUAUGUUAAUAACAUAAAAAGGUUUGCACUCUAUGAUUAAACCGAUUUUAAAAGUCAACAGGACAAAUUGUUUUCGGUAUUUCAAGUAUGUCAUCCUUUUUUUACUUAAUUUUCAACAGAAAUUUUGAUGAAAUACUUCAAAGACAACUGAUUGCAUACUACAAUUUUGACAUAUAUGUACAUUCAUUUAUAUAUACGGACAUCUGCUUAAAAUGACUGUUUAUAAGUUAGUUGCAGGAAAUACAAAAUUAAAAUGUUGGAGGGUGAGAAGAGAGCAACAAAUUUGUUCAUCAUAAUAGUUUAUAUUUGUACAGUUUUACACUGAUAUCUUAAACAGGUGGCCCAGAAAAAUUUAAUUUCCAAAUGUUUAAUAUUAUCAUUGGCUUAGAGACCUGCAAGGCUGCUACCCAUUGCUAGGCUAUCUGGCUGGAUAUAGAGUUUCUUGUUUAAUGAGAAAUAGUUAUGGGCUAGAAUUAAUUCUAAAACUCUAUGGAUUUGUAUAUUUCUGACUGGAAAAGCUAUUUUUUUAUUAAAUUGCACUUAAUUAUUUCAUUAUUUUCAUGGACAAGGAUAUUUGUGUACAAACUCUCAAUGCCCAUGAAUGCAAAUCUGGCACUCUCUGGUACGUGCUCAUCACUUAUGUCAUUAUUUCUCAUUAAACAAGAAAAUCUAUAUGCAGCCAGAAAGGCUAGCAAUGGGAAGCAAUCUUCAGACUCACCUGGUUAAGAUAUCAGUGUAAAAUUGUAUCAAUAUAAACUAUCACGGUGAACAAUUGUGUUGCUCUCAUCACACCCUCCAACUUUUUAAUUUUGUAUUUCCUGCAACUAACUUACAUAUGGUCAUGAUAAGCAGAUAUCUGUAUCUAUAAAUGGAUGUACAUAUACAUCUAAAUUAUAGUAGGCAAUCAAUUGCCUUUAAAGUAUUUAAUCAAAAUUUCUGCUGAAAUUUAUGUAAAAAAAGGAUGACAUACUUGACAUUCUAAAAAUAAUUUGUUCUAUUGUCUUUUAAAAUGAGUUUACUCAUAGAGUGCAAAUGUUUUUCUGUUAUUAACAUAUUGCACUUUGCACAUCCCACAUCAUAUUUCCUCUGUUUACAUCCUUGGUCAACUGAAAAUGAAUGUUAUCUUUGUAUCUCUGCUUAAUGAUUACCUUUGCAUUGUAAACAAAAACAUCAAGCUAUAGCACAUGUGAUGCUCACUGACAUUAAGAAUAUUAUGAAGUGUGCCACUGUGAUUUAUUUGCAAUAUGUGUAGUGUUUGCAAGUCAACAACAUAGAGAUCAACCUGGAAAACCACUCUUACCCCAACAAAACACAUAACCAUCUACUGGAACUUAUGUAAGUGAAUAUAACUAUUUUACAUUGUAUCUAAAUAAAUGCAACCACUUAAGCUUGUUCAUAUUAAUGAAACUACCUAUACAGUGGCACUAAAUAUUCAAAUAUUCUUGUGUAGUGUAGGAGUCGAUGACAUGCUGUGGGUCGAAACGUCUGUGUAACUGAUAAUGUUAACAAUCUGAAGAUGGGCAUGGAAGCCUGAAACUGGUAAUAGCACUAAAAUAAAACAUUAAAAAGUAUUUGUGGAUGGCUAUGUUAUUCACCAACCAUUAUGUUUGCUGGUCAACUUUAUUUUAUUUGACUGAGUUUCUUCUUAAGUCUUUGUGCAUAUCACACCCAGGAGGAACUGCACAUGCUUGCAAAAGGAUAACUGCUGACAUGUAUUAUAAAACACAAUGGGCACCAUUAAACAGUGUUAACCUAACAAUAGUCCUCCACUGAUUGUGCUGCAAUCAAAUACACUAGUGACCAAAUGUUAAGAAUAAUCAUGAAAAGAGGGAAUAUUGUUUUAUUAGCACUUUGGAAGGAUUACUGUAGGAGCUAAAACUUAGUCACAAGACAUUUGGCAUACCACAGUGCCUGGAAAAUAAUUUUAGAGAAGCUCUGGUAGUUAAAAUACAUAUUUGUAAGGAAAUAACAGAAUUGAGAAAUCUGUUCUACAUCAAAAGAAGUCGUUGAUAGGGGAUAUGGUUACUGCUAACAGCAACACAUGCUGCACUGUGAUGCAGCAUGCAUUCUACGAGAUGGUUCAAAAAUGUUCUUUGCAGACAAUCUCAGUCCGCAGCAAGAGCAGUGUGGAGGGCAGGAAGUGUCCUUAGCGGAAGCUGACAGGAUGCAAUUCAUCUCCCUAAAGCAGCCCAGCCCUGUUCUAUAAGGUUCAGAUCUGGGGACAUCACUGACCAGUCCAUGCAACAGGUAUCAUCACCUUCAAGAAAGUCAUCCACCAGAAAAGCUCUAUGUGUACAGAGGAAGUCUUGACCAACCAUAUCUCUGAAAAGACACAAUAGUGGUAGCAGUUCCUUAUCUCUGUAUCCCAGAGUGUAUACAGUAUUCCUCCAGCUACCAACAAAGUUGUGCAUCUCUGUAUGGCAAUUCAUUAUGAUGCUUACCCAUACCGUGAUGUCAUCACAACCAAACCAGUCACUUUCCACAAUUUUCCUGGUGUUGAAUUGGGUAUCAGGUUCUCUCCAGAGAAAUGUAAGAUGAGAAUCUUUUUUUAAAACUGAAGUGGGAUUCAUCUGUGAAGAGCAUGUUCCUCCAUUCAUUCAUGGUCAGAUUUUGAUGUUGCUGACUCCAUAAUACACGGGCCCAUCUCCAUGCUGGAGUGAGCAAGAUGCACAUAGCCAGAUCUCUGGCAAACAUCCCUGCUUUUCUGAGUCUCCAAUAGACAGUUUGUUGGGAAACAGAAACUCCUGUGGCAGCUGCAAGCUCUGCAGCCAGUUGCUUUGCAGGUGCAUUCUGAUUACAUUGGACAGUUACGACAAGGUAUCGGUCUUGCUGUCAAGUAGUUACUUUUGGUUGACCUAGUACUGGCCAACAAUGACCAUAUACUCAACACCUUUGCCAAAGCCUCAAAUGAUGCUUUGUGGCACAUCUAAGGAUACUGAGAUGUUGGUCUGUAUCUGGUUUGCUUCCAAGUGGCUGAGUGUUCUACGCAGCAAAACAGGGUUCAAGUUGCAUUUUUGUGGCAUUAUGUUGUCAACUUCACCAAGAAACUGCACUUUGCUCAACUAUUAGUGGACAAACAAGACUGAGAUAUGAUUAGUCUCAUGCGCUGUUUGUGUUUACCUUUUGCUUGUGCCAUUGUUCGCACCACAGAGUACUCGUUCCGUAUACAGAGCAAACAAGUUGGGUCCAAGGGAAAUAUUUAUGGUGAUGUUGGGUGCUUUCUCACCUUUUCCCAUUUAAUUUUUGUAUUUUCAUGAUUAUGUUUAACUCUUGGACACUAGUGUACUAGAAGUGGUAUCACUGAUUACAAAAAUUGAUAUACUGGCUUAAUUCCAUUUAUGGAGGGCAUCACAUGUUAAUUGACAAAAUAAGAUUAUAUGAAGAUGAACAAUGGUAGAUUUGGCAUUUAAAACAAUGAAAAGACUUCCUAAAAUGCUGCCUAAUCUCACAAGAUUAAUAACAUAUUUUAAGUAUUUAUACUCCAUCAAUUUACAGACCAUAAAUUUCAAUUUCCUAUAAAAUAACUGAUUUGUUAUGGAUGCAUGGUGAUACCUGAGAAUGUGCUGAUCAUAAUGUCUUGAUAAAAAGAGGAUGUUGCUGAUAAAACAAUCAAAAGUAUCUCUUUGAGCAGAACUUUGUAAUAAGUAAUGUUACCACUAGGAAUGUAUAGGUAGAUUGUACAUAACUCUCUCUCUCUCUCUCUCUCUCUCUCUCUGUCUGUCUCUCUCUCUCUCUCUCUCUCUCUCUCUCUGUCUGUCUCUCUCUCUGUCUCUCUCUCUCUCUCUCUCUCUCUCUCUCUCUCUCUCUCUGUGUGUGUGUGUGUGUGUGUGUGUGUGUGUGUGUUUGUUUUUAAGAUAAAGACAGAAAGUUAACAUAGUCAUUGUACAUAUACAGUUCUGCAUUUAUAAUAGAUAAUGACUGUCCGAGUCAUUUUUUUUAUUAAAUUGGAAAUUGCAAAUGUUUCAUUAUAUUUUGCUGCUUUAAUUGUAGUUGAUUAGUUACUCUGCUAUGCUGCAGGCUGUCUGCAAAUAUUUGAUUAAUAAACUAUUUGUGUGGUUGAUUUCAAUAAAAUAUCAAUAUAACAACAAUAAAGAUGCAUUCCAAAACUACAUGUAAAUGAAAAGCAUUUAUGCAAUGAAUAUUCAGUCAUGUAACUAUACUCUUAUCAUGAAAGUGAUGUCUGCAUGUAGUACAGAAAACUUGGAAAUAUAAAGCUUGGAAAUUUAUAACUAACUGUGUAUUACUUAGACCACAGACUUACUUAGUCGAGUAAACUGACUGUAUCUUACAAACCUUCACAUUCAGCAACAACAAGAUUUUCAUGUCAUUCAUAAGCAAUGAUGACUGGUAACGCACAGAUUUCAGUGAUGUUGUGUAUUGAUGUCUGUAAACAAAAUGUAUUUUCAGUUAACUGUCUCAAACAUGUAAAUAUCAAAACUAUUGUGUUUUCUGUAUGUUAACAGUUAUGUUUGUUUAUACUACCAAUUUCAAAUGAAAUUAUUUGUAAAUGUUGUAUGAAUAUAAAUUAAAACACAAAA
Messenger RNA from Schistocerca nitens (vagrant locust), 7282 nucleotides. Its product is annotated as beta-galactosidase-like. Gene Ontology annotation, molecular function: beta-galactosidase activity. Lineage: Eukaryota; Metazoa; Arthropoda; Insecta; Orthoptera; Acrididae. Gene Ontology annotation, cellular component: vacuole. The coding region runs from base 1 to 1920 and encodes 639 amino acids. Gene Ontology annotation, biological process: carbohydrate metabolic process. The transcript has 12 exons. The record is from RefSeq and is a predicted model, not a curated record.